ACCACAAACAUGCAGACACCCCAUGUGAUAUAAAUCACUGCUCAGUAGCAAGCCCACAGCGGAUGCAACAUGCAACCGGAGCCGUCAUCGACAAACCAGAUAUACCCAUGACACAUGUCCGAACUACAGUUAUCAAUCCAGCUGCCGAUAAGAGAUCAGGUGCAGUUUCCUCAGAGACAGGGAUACUCGCAUACGAGAAUCAGAGUCCAUUCUACAACAGGCAAUUUUGUGUGGGAGAGAGCAGCGUGGAGAGUGCCCUUGAAGAGGCUUUAGUGGUGGUUGCUGUGUUGCCACUGGCAACACCCACAAUGCCAGAAGUGAUAGAAAGCAAGAGAGAGCGAGAACAUGAUUCACUGAAAAGUGUAUCCACUGUAGCGAUCGCAGAGAGUGAGAAGGCAGUGGGAGAGAAAGGUUUGGAAGACAUAGAAAAGUGCUUCUUCCCUUUAGACGGAGAGGAAAAGGGACUCCCGGACAGCCUUGCAUUCAUCUGUUCACAGGGAAAAGGUUCCCUUGCAUUCUCCGCCAAAGAGGGACAAGCUGUAUCUGAGGAAAGCUGCAGCAGCAAAAUGCCACACAACUCAGCUGAGGCUGAAACAAAGGGACAGAGAGAGGCGGCUGUUCGCAGUGCAGACAUCUCACCGGCUGAAGAGGGAGACAUAGAAAAGGAGCAUCACCAUUUAGAAGCCUUUGUCAUUACUUCUCCCUUGAGGAUACUCAGUGGUCCGGAUUGUCAGGCGCACAGAGCUGCAGGAUUGGUGGGAGGAGGGGAGGAGGUGGGGGAGAAAAGAGGGCUGGCUAUAGAGCACAGUUCAUUCAGCCAGCCAGAGAGCUCUGCCGGUGGGGUGUCAUCAUCUGAGGCUGAGGCGUGUCCGCUCACCAAUGUUGCCGAGUCACAGCGAAAGUCACACGGCUGGAGGGAGCCGAUUGCUUCCAUCUCUGAAGGCGUCUUCACCGAACAGGACCGUCUCCCUCCCCCCGGACACCAGCAGCAGGAUGGUGCACUAAUUUCAUCUAACCGGCAACAAAGCAGCAAAGAAAACAGAGGGGUAAGGGCUGAUCUCACACAGGACUCAUCCAUCACAGAGACAGAGAGAAACUGCAGCCAAUUCUUCCUGUCUUCCAUCUCACCCCAGCCUCUGACUACUAAACAUCAAAUCACAGCCGAGCGACAAGCGAGCAACGAUCAACAGGUCCAGCCUGAAAGUAGCACAGAAGAAACUUUCCAAGCACAGACCCCGAAUAAUAUUAACGCUAUGUCGGGAGUGGGUGUGUCCUUAUGUGAAGGCAAUAAAGGCAACAACAGAGUUCGCUUUGCAGACACUGUGAAACAAGAAGGCAGUUCCUCUGUGAAUCUCAGGAGCAUGGCUUUGUCGCCUAUGGACUGCGCCUCUUUGCCCCCGCUGACUGUUCAUGAGAGUUUGUACCAUCCCGUGGUUGAGACCAGCUACAUCUUCCCAGAAUUCCUGGUUUUGAAGAAGCCAGAAAUUCCAACAGAUGCAACUCCUGCCAAGGACGAUCUUGCAAAAGUGAGCCUGUCCGACUUUCCAAAGCCACAGAAAGAUGUACAGUCGGAUAAAGGGCAGAUGGGGAUAAAAGUCAACAAGGAGACCAUUAACAGCAACUUCGAGACAAACACAACGGAUUCAAAGUCUGAGGCUUGCUCAAAACAACCUUUAUGUCCGACCGAGAAGAAUGGUGACCUUUCACAUGCAGCAGAAAAUGCCUUCCCUGAGGCCGAUCAUCAUAAAGCUGAGCUGGUGUCAGCAAAUGUGACAAAGCAAUUAGAGGCGGAAACACGCAAGGAUGCCUUAAAUCUGUGUUUAUCAGCUGAGAAAGAAACAGACAAGCUACAUGCUGAGUCUAAAAACUCAGUUACGACUGUCCCGCCUCAGGAGUCACAAGUCAUAAGUGAUGAAGGUAACCAACAUGCUCUUAUCUCAUGUUCUGUGCCUCCAGCUGAUGAUGUCACCUCUGAGCUUCUUGUUGGGCAGCUCUCUGCAGACCCUGACCCCUUUCUUCAGACACAGCCUAGUGACCUCAGUUAUCAGCCUCCCAUCCAAUUAGAUCAAACCCCUCCUCUUGGACUACUCACUACUGAUCCCAUUGAGGCCACUGAGGGGUCCAUUAUCCCCUCUGCUGCUCAGACAAAGAAUGAAUCAGCAGCUUCAGUAGUGACAGCCUCUGACCAGUCAAUUCCUGUUAUCGAGCAAUGUGUCGGUAACUCUUUUGUGCUGCGGCCCCGUGGCCCUUUGUUGAGUCACAUGGAGUUAAUUUCUGACUGUCAUAUCUCUCUUCCUGAGCAGACAGAUAACAGCGGCGCUUACGGUGACAGCGCCAAAGUCUCUAGAGAGGAAGAUGGCAGGGUAAUAACUAAACUGUCUGUUGCAAAGGAUCUGGAGCAUAACGAUGUCGGCGUUAAAGUAGACAAGGUUUGUCCGAAGCUGGAGGAUAAAAAUCACAUAAUGGAGUCUGCAAUUAUAAAUGUAAAUAUUCCAUUUUCACAAGAAAACAAUGUGUCUCCUCUUCAGCCUCCUGGUGUAGUGGGUGUGCUGGCAAAGGAUGGGUCUGAUAAUGUAAUUUCUCAAUCCCACAUUAAACCUGUUAUUUGUGAAGCAUCUAUUAAGGAUGACCUAAUUUAUGUCAGCUCUGACCUGCCUACCAACAAGGCUUGCGAUCAAAUUAAACAAGAAGACAUGAAAGAGAAAAUGGAAGAUCAGACCUCCGUGCUGUUUGCAGAGGAAAAGAAAAAAACUGAAGAGGCAACAAUGGAUAAUCAAAAGGAAACAGCAGACAGGAGCACAGUGCAGAUAGGAGAGAGAGGCACAGCACUGCAACAGGGUAAUGGGCCAGAUACAGAAGCUGUGGAAGAAAUUCGAGACCUGCAGCCACCGCAUAAACAUAAAAUACAAAAGACUGAAUCGCUAAUAGGGGAUAUAAAGGAGGAAGGAGAAGGGAAGAGCCAGACUUCCUCCUUGUCUCCCAACAGACCUGUGGGGUCAUCUGAAGACAGAUUAAGUGCUGAGGUAGAGUUUGGUAGUGAACCUCAGACUGUUUAUGAGCAGAGUUUGCUCCAAACUCCGACAGCAACACUGGAACACAGCUCUGACAGGGACAAGGCACCUGACCAAUCGCAGUCCACACUGGAGCCAAACAGUUUUGCUCAGCAACAGCAGCGGCUUCUCAGAUCCAGACAACCCACAGAGGAUUUGUCAGGUGGCUGUCUAAAGGGAGGAGAACAGACUAACAGUAAGGCCAGGCAGACCCUAGCGAUGGCUCCCGGGGUGAGAGAGGGAGCAGAGGGAGGACACGGCUCUGUUAUGAGUUUGUGUCAGUCAGGAAGAGGGGAUGAGUUGACAGAUGACGACAGCAGUGGCAAUGAACGUGGGAUAGAUUUGGAGAAAGGAAAGGGGGAGGGUGCAGUAGAGGUCGACAGCGUUUAUGUGCCAUCUCACCCAGCCAGUGAUGUAAAUGAGAGUGGAAAGGCUGCUCAGAGAAAUGCGUUGACUGACACCACAGCUCUCUCUCAUAUAGGUGAGACGAGACAGGGGAUGGAUGAGAAUAAAAGCCCUGCGUUAGAGGUAGUUGGGUCGGGUACAGACACUGAGGUUGUGAGGGAUCUUUAUGGUGAAGGUCAGCAGAAAAGCAAUCUAUCAGCUGCCUGUCAAGACCAACAUGAAAAACCAGAGACUUCAAAGGACAAUGCUGUAUCUGUUGAGUCUUCAUCACAGGAACAUGAGACUGCACCUUUCCAAAUCUGUGUUCCAUCAAAGGUCAGCACAGACAGUCAAUGCAUUCACACAACAGUUGUUCCAAGCGCAAGCAAAGCUGAAGAAAUUCAUACAAUAAUAUCCAGUGCUAUGGUUGUGCAACCAGAAAGUGUGGGAAAUGAUUUUAGCCGUGUCCUGGCUGUAACUAGUGAAACGGAGGAGUGUGAAAUUCAGGAUACUGCGUGCAAGCCUCUCGAGCUACAGAGUUCCAUAACAACGUCAGCCAUACAAAGCAGCUCGGUAGUACAAACAGGCCCUGAUGUAGAGGAGAUCACAAAGGAAGAUAAAGCAGCUUUGGACGAAGAGAAAGUUAACAGCCAGGGAAAGGGACAAAGCGAGAUCAAAGCGACGAACCAUGAGGCAGUGAAAGAACAGGAGGUCAUAAAUCAAACUAGAAUUGCUAAAGGCAGUGGCUCAAUUGGUGUUUCUAAGGCAACAGAAAAGGGUAUAACAGAUACAAAUACUUCUGGAGAUAUCACAGCUUCAUCUGUUGUUUCGUCAAAGAGCCCGGAAGCAUCAACAGUUACCCAGUCAGAGAAGCCUCGUGAUCAGGUGUCAAAGCCCGGAGAUCAUACUGCGGUACACCCCAUUGUUGCUGCUCCCCACUGUGAAGGAGAAACACUUGUUGAACAUGUGUGUUCGAGCGCAGAGGCUGCAGAGGUUUCAGAGAGACAACCAGAAACAAACUGGAUACAAGCUCUAAAAGAAGCUGCAUCCCAUACUCAGAGUAAACAAGAGACCUUAAGACCCUUCCCAUUUCUGGAGUCUCCACAACUAGAGUUUCUAACACCAGCUGAAGAGAUAGCUGCUCCUCCGAAAGAGGACGAGAUCCCACCACCGGCUCAAGCUGUGGAGAAGACAACUGAGAUCCCCCCUCUGAACCUUGAGAAGAAGCCAGUGGAUCUCCCUGAACCUUUAAAGAAGCCAGUGGAUUUUCCUGAACCUUUAAAGAAGCCAGUGGAUCUCCCUGAACCUUUAAAGAAGCCAGUGGAUCUCCCUGAACCUUUAAAGAAGCCAGUGGAUCUUCCUGAACCUUUAAAGAAGCCAGUGGAUCUCCCUGAACCUUUAAAGAAGCCAGUGGAUCUUCCUGAACCUUUAAAGAAGCCAGUGGAUCUCCCUGAACCUUUAAAGAAGCCAGUGGAUCUUCCUGAACCUUUAAAGAAGCCAGUGGAUCUCCCUGAACCUUUAAAGAAGCCAGUGGAUCUUCCUGAACCUUUAAAGAAGCCAGUGGAUCUUCCUGAACCUUUCAAGAAGCCAGUGGAUCUCCCUGAACCUUUAAAGAAGCCAGUGGAUCUCCCUGAACCUUUAAAGAAGCCAGUGGAUCUUCCUGAACCUUUAAAGAAGCCAGUGGAUCUUCCUGAACCUUUAAAGAAGCCAGUGGAUCUCCCUGAACCUUUAAAGAAGCCAGUGGAUCUUCCUGAACCUUUAAAGAAGCCAGUGGAUCUUCCUGAACCUUUCAAGAAGCCAGUGGAUCUCCCUGAACCUUUCAAGAAGCCAGUGGAUCUUCCUGAACCUUUAAAUAAGCCAGUAGAGCUCCCAGAACCAAUACAGCUUACAAAAGUAAAUCUCCAACAAGAGGCAAAGAAAGUAGAGCUCUCAGAAGAAACGAGGAAAGUAGAGCUCUCAGAAGAAACGAGGAAAGUAGAGCUCUCAGAAGAAACGAGGAAAGUAGAGCUCUCUGAACCAACCAAGAAAGACGAAGAGCCUCCAAAAGAGCUCCCUGAGCCUAAAAGUGAGCCAGUUACUUCAGAAAUAGCUAAGGAGCCAGCUGAACUUGAAGAACCAAUAAAGCCCAUAGAAGAGCUGCCAAAGCCAACGAAAUAUGAGGACCCAGAACCAACAAAGACUGCAACGGAGCCACCAAAACCAGAAAAGAAGCUGAUCAGUGAGCUGCCAGCAGAGGAGCUAGUGGAAGACCUGGCGGAGAUCCUACCUGAGGAGCCAAUAAAAGUGCCAGCUGAAGAAACAACAGCCACAGAGGCCGUCCAGGAUCCUGCUGAGGAGCCGCAGGACAGUGGGUCCUCCCUCACUGAGCAGGCAGAGAGAGGUGACCGUGCCCCUGCGUCUCCCCAACCUCCUGCAUCCGAAAACCACUUCCUGCCCGCCCUCCCUCAUCACCUCCAAGACACCACAGAGUUCCCCACUCCUCCUCCCACACCCCCGGAGAGACACUCACCUGAAGGAACUCCACCUGCUUCUCCCUGCUUUCCUCCCCCUCCUCCUCCAGCCCUUGCCUCCCCUCCUGUAGCUCCUGUUUCCCAGAGUGAGGACCCUUGCCCUGCCUCUGAACCCUGCCACCCUCCUUUAAGGAGUUCAGACUCUGAUGGGGCGUUUGAGACCCCUGAAGCCACAACUCCAGUGAAGACUGUUCAUCCUAUAGAUCCCCAAACCCAGCAAACAUCCAAUGAAAAAGUAGCAGACUCCUCAGUCAGUGAUCCUGCCUCUGAGUUGCCCUCAGCUGAUGCAACAUGCCAUUCCCCGUGUACUGUAUUUGAUGAGGACCGGCCCAUUGCAGCCAGUGGCCAAUACAACAUUGAGGUUUCUGCUCUUACCCGUUCACUCAGCCUCCAAGGAGGAGAACUAGACAGUGCUGGUCUGUCGGACGGAUCAUCGGUGGAAGGCUUCCGUCUACAUUCUGAAUCCUUUAGCGUAGGUACAGAGAGCGCACCAGGGACGCUCCGCAGGCCCAAGAAAGUCCGUUCUGGGUCUUUGAAGAAGAAGCCUCUUCUCAGGCAGAACUCCAACCCAGAGAGUCCGAGGCCAGCCUCAUCCAGCAGCACCACGGAGAUCAAGAACCGGGCAACACCUCGUACUGCCAGCCCUCUCCAGCCUCAGGAGGAAGCCGAGGGAGGGUCUGCAACCCCGAGCCCCGGAGGAACCCUCCGCAGAACCAGGAAGAACCGUGUGGAGACUCCACCUCCCCUGCCGGAGGAGACCAAUCAUACGAGCCAAGAGGAGAGCCUUAUUAUCCCUGCCUUACCUUUGUGCCAGGAGGAGAUCCCUCUCCCGGGCAGUCCAGCAGGUAGAGACGAAUCCCCCAUCCCCCCUACUACCUCCUACAAAUGGGAUCCAGAUAAUUUUGAGAGCAUUGACCCAUUCAAUACUGGAGGAAGUAAAGUUGCCAAUUCCCCCGUUCUUGGUCGUAAAGGUCCUGUGUGUGCUCCUAUAGCCCCCCCUCCAGAGAGUCCCUCUGUAUCUGCUGUGGAGCCGUGUCCACCAGCUCCUCUUGAAAAGUCGAUCACAAACCCUGAAGAGCAACCCAUCGUCCCCAACCGUCAGUCAGUAAGGCUGGAGUUUGACUACUCUGAGGAGGGCUGUGAGGCGACCCCUCCCCCGCCUAAGAAAUUGGGCAAGAAGCCUGGUGGGAAGAUGCCUCUGAGGAAACCAAGGCUGGGGCUGAAGAAAGCCCCUCCGGUUAAGACGGAGCAGCUGGACAACGAUCUUACAGCAACACACAAUGGCAACGAGGAGGAUAUCCCUGUUCCUGCAGUCUCUUACAAGUUUGACUCUGACAAGUGGGAAGAUCCCAACUUCAACCCAUUUACUACUAAGAAAGGCAUCCCCAACUCACCCAAACUAUCAAGACCCUCCUUUGACUCCAAUAACUUUGAUGACUCUGCAGACCCUUUCAAAUCGUCCAAUAAGAUGGCCGACUCCCCUCCUACGGCCUCCGCCUCCUUUGAACUGUCAUCCAAUGACUUUGACAAUGAAAUUGACAAUGACAACAUUGGGGAACUGGAGGACCAAAAUCUAAACAAACCUGCCAAGAAGAAGAAAACUCCUAUCAAAUCUAACACUUUCAGAGUGAAGAGGUCGCCAAAGAAAUCCUCAUCUGAGCCAUCCGAGGAUCCUACACCAGAUGAAACUCCCUCCCUCCACCCACAGGACGACCACGCCACAGAUGAGGAGAAGCUGGCUUCCUCCACUAGUCAUAAGUGGGCAGCCCUACACAACGUGGAUGCAGAUUUGAAUUCUGAGCAGCAAGACUUCCCUCAGCCGAGCGACCUUUCGUCCUUUGUUAACGAGAACAGUCUUCCUGAUCAGACUCCAGUGCAAGACUAUGAGAUUGAGUAUAUGGAGAAGCUUGGCUCCGCUUCCCCCCCACUGUCUGUGAAGAAGCCGUCUUUGUACCUGAAGUUAGACUCCAUUUCUGACAACUUACCCAAGAAUAAGUGCGCAAAUGGAUCUGAACCCAGCUCCCCCUGCACUGGCAGUUUUGAGGAGAUGGAGGCCCAGAUAACAGCGGGUAUGAAGACACCGGUGCUGAGCUCCCGGUCUGGUCCAGAUGGCUCUGCUGGGGAAAAGGGCAGAAAGAGAGAGAACAAGGCGCUCAGCCGAACACAGAGCACAGAGAGGGAUGAGCAGCCCCUUAGCCUGGGCCCUGUGGAGGCCCCUGCUCCUGUCCUGCCCAUGCCCCUGUUAGACAGGCUGUCUGAGUGUGACGACCUCCUGCAGUACCUGGAGCCCAACCUGGCUGAGACCAACCCGACAGCAUUCGCUCAAAAACUACAGGAGGAACUGGUGCUUGCUGCCCUGAGGAUAGAGGCUCUGCAGAUAGCCAAAAACAUCUCACAGUGCCCCUCCCUCUCCACUGUAAACCCCCAGCACAGAGACAUCUCGUCUGCGGUAGAUAGCGGUGUGUCCAAGGACUCGCUGUACACCAGGACCAGCACCAACUACAUCGAGGGGGAGAGUCCCCACCUCCCCAAAGAACUGGACCACUCGCUGGGAAUUGCACGAGAAGAGAUUGUGACAAAGGAGAAAGAAGUGCUGGAAUGGCAGAGAAAGUAUGAAGACAGCCGACAGGAAGUGAUGGAGAUGAGGAGGAUUGUUGCUGAGUAUGAAAGGACGAUUGCACAGAUGAUAGGCAUGCCAGAGGAUGACCAGAAAGAGAAGUCUCUGUCCCACCACACCAUCCAGCAGCUGAUCAUGGAGAAGGACCAGGCCUUGUCCGACCUCAACUCUGUGGAAAAGUCUCUUGCCGACCUCUUCAGACGUUACGAGAAAAUGAAAGAUGUACUGGAGGGCUUCCGCAAGAAUGAGGAGGUUCUCAAGAAAUGUGCUCAGGAGUAUCUGUGCAGGGUCCGCAAGGAGGAGCAGCGCUAUCAAGCCCUGAAGAUUCAUGCAGAGGAGAAACUAGACAGGGCGAAUUCUGACAUAGCUCAUGUACGUGCCAAGGCCAUGCAGGAGCAGGCUGCCCAUCAGGCCAGUCUGAGGAAGGAGCAGAUGAAGGUGGACUCCCUGGAGCGCACCUUGGAGCAAAAGAACAAAGAGAUCGAGGAGUUAACAAAGAUCUGCGACGAGCUGAUCUCCAAGAUGGGGAGGAGUUAGCGACCACAUUGCCAAAUCCCACAGAGAAGAAGACCAGUUGUGGGAAAUAAACGACCUGGAAAAUGAAGCUGAUCCGUUGUUUUUACAACUCUUACCAAGGACUGAUGGACAUUAAGGCUAAAACGGCCAAAAGGGUUCAGUUCCUUCCUACUGAUGUUGUGUAUCCACGAUCCACAGGAAUGGCGUUCUCCUUUUAACUCUGUACAUUUUGAUGUGUCGGUGUAUCGUUCUGUAUCAUGGGUCUGGUUUCAAGAAUAUGUAACAUAUCACUUAUGAGCGUGUCUGUGCGUGUGAGUGCGUGUAUGAUAAUGAGAAAGCAAGAUCAUUGUUUGUGAUUUAAAUUAUCUAUAAUGAUGUUGCCAUGACAGCCACUGAGGGAGAAGACUGUUUACCCAUUCCUGUUGUUUUCUCCUCUUGAUAAGAGAGAAAGAUAGACUUUGAAAAACAGAUUUAGAUUCAUUUAUAAAAUGUUGAUACACCACCAAGAGAACACAAACUAUCCCAAUAGCUUACUGCAUGUGGGAGAGAACCUGUAUUGUUAUGUUUGUAUAUAUUGUAGGAAAUUCCAAAUAUAAAAAAAGAUUCUUCUGCAUUUUUGAUAGUUAUUCUGUCAUCCUCGGCCCACUCUCCUCAUGUCACCUUGUAGAUAUUUGUCAUACUUGUAAUAGCUUCCUUGACUAUUUUUUGGGAUUUUAUUUUGAUAUAAAGCAAACUAAUCGUGACCUUAUUAAGUUGUGAGCAGGAGUCAUUUAAUUUUUUUAUGGAUAUGUCCUAGUUCUGCUACGGCCGUUUUGUCACACUGAGGAGUAACUUCUGCACAGUUGCUGUACAGCAUCUGCUUACAAAGUGCAAUAAAAGAUGGCAAUACA
Messenger RNA from Gymnodraco acuticeps, 9967 nucleotides. RefSeq lists its product as uncharacterized. The record is from RefSeq and is a predicted model, not a curated record. Lineage: Eukaryota; Metazoa; Chordata; Actinopteri; Perciformes; Bathydraconidae. Gene Ontology annotation, biological process: cerebral cortex development; mitotic spindle organization; cell population proliferation. Gene Ontology annotation, cellular component: cytoplasm. The coding region runs from base 63 to 9098 and encodes 3011 amino acids. The transcript has 20 exons.